Messenger RNA from Pelobates cultripes (western spadefoot toad), 157 nucleotides. NCBI's taxonomy places the organism in Eukaryota, Metazoa, Chordata, Amphibia, Anura, Pelobatidae. The record is from the annotation of a GenBank genome assembly.
AUCAUGGGAGAGGAGUUUUUCCCCAGGGUCGCCUCCCAGGUUUACAUCCAGGUCGCCAAGCAUGAGUCAGAACAGCCCAAGAAGCUGAAUAGGGUUAAGAACAUUGGAAUGGGUCGUGAAUGUCUUCGGAAAACCGCUGGCGGGCAACAAGACUCAG